Effrenium voratum is the source of this 1212-nucleotide messenger RNA. The record is from the annotation of a GenBank genome assembly. Lineage: Eukaryota; Dinophyceae; Suessiales; Symbiodiniaceae.
AUGCAAGCUUGGUGCAUUAGCUCCACGCUGUUCCAGUCCCUGGCCUUGGUGGAGCCUCUGAAAAGAGGUGGGCUCCCGGGCUAUCGCCAGCACAUCCCGGCCACUGGGUGCAUCGUGUCACCCCAUGUGCAGAUCUUCCGCGAGUGCACAGACGAUGGCUACGGCUUCCUGGACACGGCCACGGAGUUGCCAGGGGUUGUGUCAGUUGCGAUGUUCAACCGCAACCCCCGGGUCCGGGACAGCCCCCUGGACAGCCCUGCGGAGCCGGCGGAAUACCUGCACCAGACCAGGACCAAACUGGAGGCAGCCAUCAUGGCGGCAGUCCAGGUUCUCAAGGCCGAGGUCAUCGUCGUGCCGGACGUGGGCUGCGGCGUCUUCGGCAACGAUCCCCUCAUCAUCGGCGGAUGUCUGGGCAGCGUGCUGCGGCGGCAUGCUGCAAGCAUGACAGGUGUGAAAGAGGUCAUCAUCACGGGGCGCCGGGAGGACUUCUCCCGAGCCGCGCAGCGCGCCAUCAGAGGGGAGGAUCCUCGGCCCAUCUGCGACAGCGGCGAUGCCUGCACCCGCCUCAGCGACGUGGUGCAUGCUGCGCGCUUUUGUCACGGAGGGGCGACUGGCAGCAUCGUGGAUGAAGCGCUGCUGAUGCUGGCGAAGCAUCCGCAACCGGACACCAGAACCAAGCCGCCGUGCCGCUACGGACUGUCCUGCCACAUCCGUACUGCAGAGCACCUGGCACGCUUUUCUCACCCAGAGAAGGGCGCGGUCAAAGCCGACAGCGCGAGGGGCGGAAAGACGGAGGUGUCAAGUAAGACCGACGCGUCAAGGGGCACUACUGGCAGUACCGGAAGGCCGCUGGAUGUGAGCUCCGGCGGAUCCGGCCUCGGUGGAGCCGGCGGGCCGUUGGCGCCCAAGGCGCCGGUGGUGCGGCCCUGGAGUGCCUCUGCGGACCCCACCCCUUCGACGCCUGCACCACCGGCAGUGCCUCGAGUGGCGAAGGAUGAAGGGCGAGAUCCCAACCCUGUAGUGGAGCUUGGUGGGGGUAGCGUCAGCAGCCCCAGCCGACGGCCUGUGUGCAAGUACGGCAAGGCCUGCUACAAUGACAAGCCCGGUCACCUCGCGGACUUCUCGCAUCCCUGGAAGGAUGGGGAGACCGAAGAGGAGGAGAAGAAGAGGAUGGACUUGCAGGAAGCUCACGAGCUCUUGAACCUGGCGAAG